AAUUCGACAAGAUGCGACUGUAAAGGCGUGUGUUCUAGAAAGGAUGGAAGCAAGAGAAAAGGGUGUCCGUGUAAAACUAAAGGGACGUUUUGCACGUCAGAUUGCCAUUGUGGAAGUCGAAGUAAACCCUGUCAAAAUAAGGGAGACUAUGUCAGACCAGCUAGACCAGAGAAACGUGCGCGAACACAACAACAACAACAACAGCAACCUGGAGCUUCUCAGACAAGAAUCUCAGAAUUUGAGGAGUGUGACAGAGAACACCAAGCAGUAAAGAAUUUUAUCUCCAAUUUAGAAGAAAGAACUCUUCGUUCCCUUUCUAUACGUGUCUUGUCAAGAGGGAUUGGAAGUAUGGAUUACAUUCAAAGCCAGUUAGUAGGAGUAGAGGAUGACGAUGAAAGACCCCAAAUGGUUAAUGCUUAUGGGAGUCCAAUCCGUUCAAUACAAGUGGCAGAUGAACCCUCACUUGCYACCCCAGCAUCCCCAAAUCCAUCUACUAGCCUGCAUUCAUUACACGAAACAAACCUGGACACCAUAACUGAAGACCCCCCUCUUACAUAUCAGACUCCAGUCAAUGUCAUGCAUUUAUCAUCAGAACCCGAGAUAAGAUCUGCAUCUACAGAUAUUACUGACAGCACUCCUUUACCAAAUGUAAGCCCCAUGAACUCAGAGCAAACCCCAUCAGAGUCCACUYAACAGCAGMAUACAGUUCCACAAUGGUGUAGAUGUGGACGUUGCAGAGAAAUGCCAAAAUUAAUAGAGAACGUUUGUUGUCGUGUYWGAAGCUGCGUGUCUGAAACACUGAGGUUUUACAAGCUCUGCCUUGAUCCAGACGUGCUUUCUGUUGCUGUAUUGAAUCAUGCAGAUAUUAGAAAUGACCCAUUUGACAAUAGUACAAGGCAAUUCAGAAAAGCUGCAUAUAGGCAAUUUAUCCUCGAUAAGCAUGGACACUUGGGAAGGGGAAACAGAAGGGUUGUUCCCUCCUGUAUUGUUUGGAAAGUUAGAAACAAAUACCCUUCACCAACUGRUAUCUACAUGGGAUUUAGAGAAAACUGAUUURUUACAUUGAUUUCUGGUUUACUUUUAGUCAUUAUUUCACAGGUAUCACAUUAUAUGGUUGUAAAAAAUACAAGUUGCAGUUUUCAUCGUAUUGUCAACAAUGUUUUCCAGGUGUAACACUGUCAGAGAAGUAUUAAACUUUUGAUUUUUCAUUUAUUUUGUCAAAACGACUUUUUUCGCUUUGCCGUAAUUCCCUGACUGAUGGAGGGGCCACAUGAGCAAUUGUASUAGCAAUGCGGYGAGCAUCACUUAGGGACAUUUCCAUGAAAUCUUGCAUACAUCCCUCAUCUUCUUUUCGCUUCUGGAAUAUCCUUSCUGUUAAUAUCGGGAUGUAUGCAUAGUCUUUUACAGACUUCAGAGCAAAUGCCCUCCAGUGCUUUGACCGUGGAUUGUAUUUGYGGCUGUAUUUAUUUCCUGAUGSUGUGYGGUAAAGAUGGUAAUUGUGGUCAAUUACAGCUAGGGUUUUGCGAGCAUGAAAUGCUUUCAUCCUAAUAAUGA
Messenger RNA from Exaiptasia diaphana, 1554 nucleotides. RefSeq names its product P2X purinoceptor 7. The record is from RefSeq and is a predicted model, not a curated record. NCBI's taxonomy places the organism in Eukaryota, Metazoa, Cnidaria, Anthozoa, Actiniaria, Aiptasiidae. The transcript has 3 exons. The coding region runs from base 349 to 1053 and encodes 234 amino acids.